Molecule: messenger RNA, 4176 nt
Organism: Ostrea edulis (European flat oyster)
Lineage: Eukaryota; Metazoa; Mollusca; Bivalvia; Ostreida; Ostreidae
Exons: 6
Coding region: 150-2291 (713 amino acids)
Molecular function (GO): hydrolase activity, acting on ester bonds
Source: RefSeq, a predicted model, not a curated record
AGAAGGAGGUAAAAUGCUUUGAUUGUGACUGCUGCAGAAAUGUAGUUUUACAAUAACCACUCACUCACAUUCAUGAUAUAUUGCUGCGACUUUUGAAUUUUGAGAUAUCAAUACCAAUAAUAACAUUUGACAACAAGUCAAGCAGCACCAUGUGUGAUCUUGAGACCCUCAAAACCAUAAAGGAAUUCUUUAUUGCCAGUGAACAACGUGUGGAAAUACUUAAGAAAAACCUGGUUGAUUAUGGUGUCAAUGAAAGCAGCAGUUCAUCAGAGGAAGAUCAGGUGGAUUCAUUGUCAGUGUCACCUAGUGAAGCAGGAAAGAAGAGGAAGGUUCCGAUUAAAAACAGACCGAAAGCAGAGGAUAAAGUAUCCAUGAAGAGACAGUGUAAGGAAAACGAUUUAUUACCUGUCAUUCCAACCACUGCUAGUGUUACUGGACCAGUGGAAACCAGAUGUGUUACAGCUAGGAAGAGUUUAGAUAGUACAUUAGACAAACCAAAAACUGGACCAGUAUUGGACACCAGAUGUGCUACAGUUAGGAAGAGUUUAGAGAGUACAUUAGACAUACCAAGAACUGAACCAGUAGUGGACACCAGAUGUGCUACAGCUAGGAAGAGUUUAGAUAGUAUGUUAAAACCAAGAACUGGACCAGUAUUGGACACCAGAAGUGCUACAGCUAGGAAGAGUUUAGAUAGUACGUUAGAUAUACAAAGAAUAGCGGAAACUUUUGAAAGCAAGCAUUAUGGAAGGAAAAAUGUAGAAUUGGAAGAGAGUAAAGAAGAAUUAAAUCAUAAUCAAUUUCCUGUUGUGAAUCCUCUUAAGAGGCCUGUGUAUCAAUUUGUAGUAAAAGCAAAGAGUCCAAAAUGCAGAUUUUUGGAAGGACAAUCAACCUCAUCUGUCAAUCUAGAGUCAGGGUGUAGGACUGUUGGUGAAAAGAAAUCUCCGAAGUUAUCUGCAUCUGAGGUGAAGUUGCAUAGAAUUGCACAAACACAGACUUCAGGAAAACCGAAACAUUAUUGUAGAUCCAAGGUAUUUUCUAUCACAUCCCCUCAUACAUACUCAGCAAAUGGAAUAUCAUCCGUUUCAUUUUCGGUAUUUGAUGAACAUGCCAGUAGUCGAAGUGAGGAUGCGUCAUCACCGAAGAAAUAUCCUUUCUGUUCAAGCUAUGAAAGUUCUGUGUGCUCUCCUCUGAUGGGAGGAAAAGAUAAUGCAAUGAUUGAGAAAUCUAUGUUACAGAAUCAGUUACAACCCCAAAGUGCUCCUGAAAACAAAUUAUCAAACAGUGAUGCAGAGCUACAGACAACACAGGAACCAUCAAAUAUCAAUACAGACACAGCUAGUGCUACAGGUGCUAGUCUCUGGCCUCAUCGGUUACGCUUUUAUCAGAAUUCAAGAUUAAGUGCCAACUUCUUGCCACAGGCAAAUUCAUUUUCGUAUAAUUGGAAGGCGAACUUUAAGAAAACUUGCAAUGAAUACAGUGUACCUUACUUUGACUCUCAUUGCCACAUUGACUUCCUGUUUAACCGACAGAGGUUCUGUGGUUCUUGGAGUAGAUUCAAGGCUGUUAAUCAGGAGACAUUUCCUGACAACUUUGCUGGAUGUGUGGCUGUGUUCUGCAACCCACUCACAUUCAAACCAGAAGGACUGUGGAAGGAUGUGUCCUAUGAGAGUGAUGUGUGGCUGGCAUUUGGUUGUCAUCCUAAAAGUGCCACUGACUUCUCCCUUCAGAGGUGGUAUGGACUGAAAGACUGUCUUCAGCACAAGAAGGUAGUGGCUCUGGGAGAAAUAGGACUGGACUAUUCAGGGACGUUUAAGCAGCACAUGGAUAUCCAGAAGAUUGUGUUCAGGAAACAGAUACAGAUAGCUCUGGAGAUGACAAAGCCACUUGUCAUCCAUUGUAGAGAUGCAGAGGAAGACUGUCUGCAGAUUUUGAUAGAGAUGGUGCCCAAGAACUACAAGAUCCAUUGUCACUGUUUCACUGGGGACUAUGCUGGAGCAAAGCGCUGGCUAGAAACCUUUCCCAGCCUGUAUAUUGGAUUGACCCCCAUGGUGACCUACCGGCAGUGUGUGCAGACCCAUGAUGUGGCCCGCUCCAUUCCACUGAAUCGCUUGCUACUGGAGACUGAUGCACCAUACUUCUUGCCAAGAAAAAUUCCUAAGGAGGAGAUGCCAUUCUCCCAUCCUGGAAUGGCUGUGACUGUGGCAGAGAGAGUGGCUUAUUUUCAGCAGUGUUCUGUACAGAAUGUUCUAGUGGCUUGCAGGAACAACAUGAGGGAAAUGUAUGGAAUAUAGGAGAUAACUAGGACGAUGAUAGCUCGACCAUCUCAGAAUGUUUUUGUAUUGACUGUCCUAGAAUUAAAUGUGUGGGUUUACUUUUUGAGGUGUGUGGCACACCUGUUAAUGUGAUCUUUUAGCCACCUGAGCCAAAUUCUGAAGUAAGCUUUUGUUAUCUAAAUUUGUAUGUUGUCUAUCCAGGGGUGAGGUGGAACUACAGUAGGAUAUUGAAGUUUUAAAUGGAAUAUGUAGGGAAAAUUUUUUCUCAAGAACAACAGGGUCAAGAUUAGAGGUAUUGAAUGCAGGCAUCUCAUGUAGUGUAGAUUCAAAGGAUGAAGUGAAAUAACUAUAUGCUAAUGGCCCCAAAUAUAUUUAUCAAAAUAAAUUUUCUUGUUUCAUGUUAAGAUUUACUUGAUUCAACUCAUAAACAUUUGUACUUUAAUAAUUUUAAUAUUACAUGGCACAUAAAUUUGCAUAACUCUUGUGUUUAACCUUAGGGUUUCAUCAUUAGCUGAAAUUCUUAUCUAGGCAUUUGGCCCUGCCCAUACUUUUAUACAUCUGGAAAUCUAUGGGAAUGGGCACAGUGUUAAAAAUAAUGUGAUUUGUAAAGAGGGAAAGCACAAAGUCUUUUCAUAUUUCUAAAUUGAAUGCUGUCCUUGGUGUUUAAACCCACCCACUUCGUUUAUUGUUAUUCAUGAAGGAGUGAAAGAUUACAGACAUGACAAAAAGUGCUCAUUACAAGAGUUAAAAAUCUUUUGAUUUUUCAGCAUCUUAUGAAAGAAAACAAAGGUUCAGAACUAUUAAAACUAUUCAGAAGCCAUUGUUAGUGGUGUCAUGUGUAUAAAAUAUUAACUUUUGUUCAGUAGAAUUACUUUUGUUGACCACAGAAAUAGGGGCUGAAUCCAGUAGUUAUUUUACCUCAUCCUUUAUUCAAAUCAUGCAGGUGAGGGUAGGAUGGGACCACUAUAAGGGAAUGAAGUUUUACUUGAGAAAUAUAGGGGGGGGGGGGGGGUUGAAAAUCUAUUCUCAAGAGCAACAGGGCAUGAUUAGUUAUGCAAGCAUCCUGAAAUGGUGCCGAUUCAAUUCAUUUUCUUCAAAUCAAUGCCCUGGGGGAAGGUUGGGCUACAGUAUGGGUUCAAAGUUUACAUGGGAAUAUAUCUUUUGAAAAUAGGUCUAAUUUACAUUAUCCUUUUAGUUCACCUGAGCUGAAAGAUCAAGUGAGCUCUUCUGAUCAUCUGUCCAUUCAUCCGUUUUUGUCUGUUCUUAAACUUUUGACAUUUUCAUCUUCUCCAGAAUCACUUUGCCAUUAUGAUUCAAACUUGGCUUAAAGCAUUCUUGGAUAAAGAGAUACUAAGUUGUUCAUUUGAGGAACCAUGCUCCCUUGCAAGUUAAUUGGCAAUGUCUUGAAAUAGUGAGUUAGAUUCAAAUUCUUCUUCUCAAGAACAGUGGGCCAAAAAUUCUUGAAACUUUUGUGCAAAUUUCCUUAAAGAAUGCAGAUUCAAAAUUGUUCAAAUCAUGGCCCCUGAGGGUAGGAUGGGGCCAUGAUUGGGGAUCAAAGUUUUGAAUGGAGAUAUAAAGAUAAAAAGCAAAAGCAUUUGAAAUCUUUUGAGUACAGCAGUGCCUUAAUGAGACAUUAAUAUAUGCAAGCAUCCUGGAGUUACUGUAAUACAGAUUAUAGUUUGUUCAAUUCAUGGUCAUGUUAGGACCACAACAAGGGCAUGGGAUUUUAUAUUGAAAUGUAUAGGAAUCUUUUUUUUCAAGAGUAGCAGGGCCAUAAUUAGUCAUGAUAGGCAAACAUCCUCAGGUAGUGCAGUGUCCCAGAAGUUGAAUGAUGCCAUAAUAGGGGAUCAAAGUUUUACAUUGGAAUAUAUAAUAAAAGUCUAAAAUUCUUAGAACAGUUAAA